Molecule: messenger RNA, 1395 nt
Organism: Periconia digitata
Lineage: Eukaryota; Fungi; Ascomycota; Dothideomycetes; Pleosporales; Periconiaceae
Source: the annotation of a GenBank genome assembly
UACUCUUGCUGGUCCAACCUCGCGCCCAUCGACUACUCCUCUACCCGCAAGAUGGUCGCACUGCCUCACAGUCCUCACAUGAGGCGAGGUGGUGGAAUAAACCCACCGCCUGAGGUGUUACUGUCGUGGCCAGCUCCCAACUAUGCCAACCCCGUAACACACGACUGGUCUGGAGCUAUCGUUCUCAUCGUUUUGCUGUCGCUCACCAUCGGCGUAUUCGGAGCACGACUGUGUGCUCGCCUUCUGAUAUCGAAGAAUGCCGGCUUGGACGACAUACUCAUCUCAGCGGCUAUGCUUCCUCUCAUUGGGCUGACAAUCGCGGCUGUUCUAGGAAUCAGGAUAUACGGAUUUCAGUGGCAUGCUUGGGAUCAAACUGCCACCACGUAUAUCACGACGCGCGAAAUCACGCUCUCAAUCGAGUUAUUGUACAUGGGCGCAACAGCCCUCACCAAGAUCUCCAUUCUCUGCUUCUAUCGCAGAAUGUCCAGUGGUUCCAUCAGCCGAGUGUUCAUCUAUGGAGUCUGGGGAUUGAUCCUUUCAGUCGUCGCCUACUUCAUAGUCUUCGCGUUCGUCAUCAUCUUCACAUGCACACCGGUCGAGGGAUUCUGGCGAUAUUACGACCUCGUCUGGAGAACACAAAAUGAGAUGCACUGUCACGACGAGGGUGUCAUCAUCGUCACGAUCGUGGUGAUCAGUACUUUGCAGGACUUUAUCAUUUGCGCUCUGCCUGCUGUACUUGUAUGGAAUUUGCAAAUUCCUAAGCGGCAAAAAAUGGCGCUGGUUGCUCUUUUCGGAGCGGGCGUGCUUACCUGCAUCUGCGGUAUCAUGAGAACUUACUACGCCAUCUACGUAUACUUCUUCACCUACGACAUUACCUGGUACGCGUACUACGGAUGGGUAUGGACAGCAAUCGAGUCAGAUCUCGGUGUUAUCUGCGCCUGCGCGCCAGCGAUGAAGGUCUUCUUCCUCCGUUACUUCCAAUACACUACCCAGAGCGGCUCUAAGGGUACCCGAAACUCUACGAAACCCAAGACGCUAUCCAGCAUGGGCUGUUUCAAAAAACCAUACGGGCAGCUUAGUGGCCAAUAUUCGGCUGGAGUGACUACCAUCGGAUCACAUGGAGAGAGCAAGAAGGAUAGUUUGCAUUGUCAAGGGAUACCUUUGGAUCGGAUUCAGGUCAGAAGUCACACUGAUAUCAGGGUGGAUGAGUUUGGAGGGCGAUCGAGUAUGGAUAGUCAGUCGAGUACGCGCAUAUUGAGGGCACCGCCUCUGUCGCCGACAUUCUCGGAAGAGCCUCCGGUGAACUGGGUGGGGAGUCGGACAACUUGCAAGCGAUCUUCGAACAGUCAAGGAGAUCCAGACAUGGAGAGAAUGACAGGUGCAAUCGCACGAUGA